This is a messenger RNA of Colletotrichum truncatum, 3189 nucleotides long. RefSeq names its product nucleolar atpase. Lineage: Eukaryota; Fungi; Ascomycota; Sordariomycetes; Glomerellales; Glomerellaceae. The record is from RefSeq and is a predicted model, not a curated record. Gene Ontology annotation, molecular function: ATP binding; tRNA binding; 18S rRNA cytidine N-acetyltransferase activity. Gene Ontology annotation, cellular component: nucleolus; 90S preribosome. Gene Ontology annotation, biological process: rRNA acetylation involved in maturation of SSU-rRNA.
AUGUCGCGAAAGGCAGUAGAUCAGCGGAUUCCCGCUCUUAUCCGCAAUGGCUUGCAGGAGAAGAAGCGAAGCUUCUUCGUGGUCGUCGGUGACCGGUCUAAGGAUGUUAUUGUCCAUCUCCACUACAUCAUGUCUCAAGCAGACAUAAAGCAAAACAAGUCUGUUCUCUGGGCAUACAAGAACAAGCUCCUUGGCUUCACCAGUCAUCGCAAGAAGCGUGAGACUAAGAUCAAGAAGGAAAUCAAGCGAGGCAUUCGCGAAGCCAACACCGAGGACCCUUUCGAGCUAUUUGUUUCUCUCCACAACAUCCGAUAUGUCUACUACAAGGAGACCGAGAAGGUGCUGGGAAACACCUUUGGCAUGUGCAUUUUGCAAGACUUCGAGGCCAUGACGCCGAACAUCCUCGCCAGGACGAUCGAGACCGUUGAGGGAGGUGGUUUGGUCGUUCUCCUGCUCAAGGGCAUGACCAGCUUGAAGCAGCUGUACACCAUGUCUAUGGACAUCCACUCGAGAUACCGGACUGAGGCACAUGAUGAUGUGGUGGCCCGCUUUAACGAGCGCUUUAUCCUCUCGCUGGGUAGCUGUGAGUCGUGCUUGGUCAUCGACGACGAGCUCAAUGUCUUGCCUAUUUCGGGUGGCAAGAACGUGAAGGCACUGCCCCCAGCGGAGAAUGACCAGCCAAAGACGGCUGCGCAGCAGGAGCUGGAAGAGAUGAAGGAGUCACUCCAAGAUACCCAACCAGUUGGCUCCCUGGUUACCCUUGCGAAGACAGUGGACCAGGCCAAGGCGCUCCUGACCUUUGUGGACGCCAUCGCGGAGAAGACUCUAAGGAGUACAGUGACCCUGACGGCUGCCAGAGGUCGCGGAAAGUCUGCGGCUAUGGGUGUGGCAGUUGCUGCUGCUGUAGCUCAUGGUUACAGCAACAUUUUCAUCACUUCCCCUUCACCCGAGAACUUGAAGACACUGUUCGAAUUCAUCUUCAAGGGCUUCGAUGCCCUUGGCUACGCAGACCACGCCGAUUACUCGAUUAUUCAGUCUACGAACCCCGACUUCAACAAGGCCAUUGUCAGAGUUAACAUCCACCGAGCGCAUCGCCAAACUAUUCAGUACAUUAGGCCCCAGGACGCCCACGUACUUGGCCAGGCAGAACUUGUCGUUAUUGAUGAGGCUGCCGCCAUCCCUCUGCCCCUGGUGCGCAAGCUGAUGGGUCCCUACCUUGUCUUCAUGGCUUCUACGAUCAAUGGUUAUGAGGGAACUGGUCGUUCGCUCUCGCUCAAGCUCAUUAAGCAGCUGAGAGAACAAUCAAGACCCGGAGCCAAGACGAACGGCGAUACGGAGGUUGCUGAUCGCUCAACGGGCAAGGCUGCCAAGGACCAGGGCUCCAGCCACCAGGCCAGCCGUACGCUUCGUGAGAUAACCUUGUCUGAGCCCAUCAGAUACGCUCAGGGUGACUCGGUUGAGAAGUGGCUGAACAAGCUGCUGUGUCUUGACGCCACACUCCCCAAGGCCAAGGCUGGCAGUCAGGGUUGCCCUGAUCCCUCCCAGUGCGAGCUUCUCAAGGUCAACAGAGACACUCUGUUCUCCUUCCACCCCAUCCCGGAGAAGUUCUUGCAGCAGAUGGUGGCGCUUUACGUUGCCAGCCACUACAAGAACUCCCCUGACGACCUCCAACUGAUGAGCGACGCCCCUGCCCACGAGCUUUACGUCCUCAUCGCCCCGACAACUGAUGGCAAGCUCCCCGAGCCGCUGUGUGUUAUUCAGGUUGCACUGGAAGGAAAGAUCAGCCGACAGAGCGUUAUUAACAGCUUGAGCAGAGGACAACGGCCUUCUGGUGAUUUGAUUCCCUGGCUGGUGAGUCAACAGUACCAGGAUGAGGAGUUUGCUUCUCUUUCUGGUGCGCGUGUCGUCAGAAUAGCUACAAACCCGGAGUACGUGUCCAUGGGAUACGGUACUAAGGCUCUGCAACUUCUCACCGAUUUCUACGAACAAAAGUUCACCAAUCUGUCCGAGGAUGCUGAUCUGACGAUGGAGGAGACUUUGACGAGAGUUACAGAUGCCGAGCUGGUCAACACCUCUUUGCUUGAGGACGACAUCCAGGUGAGAGACAUCAAGAAGCUGCCGCCUCUGUUUGCCAGGUUCUCUGAGAUUCGACCUGCUGCUCUGGACUAUGUUGGUGUUAGCUACGGCUUGACGCAGCAGCUGCACAAAUUCUGGAAGCGUGCCCAGUUUGCCCCUGUCUAUCUGAGGCAGACCGCCAACGACCUGACCGGCGAACAUACGUGCGUCAUGCUCCGGCCCUUGGAGAACACCGCCGACCAGACAUGGCUGGGUGCCUUUGCCAGAGAUUUCCAGCGUCGUUUCCAGUCUCUCUUGUCCUACCAAUUCAGGGAGUUCCAGUCAGUCGUUGCGCUCAGCAUUGACGAGUCCGCCAACGCCGGCGCCAAGCUUGACGGUGUUGAACCUACGGCUCUGACCAAGGUUGAGCUGGAUAGACUUCUGACCCCCUUCGAUCUGAAGCGCCUUGAGUCGUACGCCAACAACAUGCUGGACUACCACGUCAUCCUGGACCUUGUCCCUACACUAGCCAGCCUGUACUUUACUGGUAGGCUCAAGGCAAACAUCAAGUUGACAGGAGUGCAGCAGGCCAUCCUGCUGGCUAUUGGUCUGCAGAGGAAGGAUAUGGAUGUUAUCUCCCAGGAGUUGUCUCUUCCCUCAUCUCAACUCCUUGCUAUGUUUAUCAAGAUUCUCCGCAAGGUCACGUCCCACUUCAGCACUCUGGUGUCUGCUGCCGUUGAGGCUGAGCUGCCAAAGGCUGAUGCUAUUGGCGUUAGCCGAGAGAAUGCCUCUGGUGCCCACGAUGAUGAGGUGGUGGAUAAGAGGUUUGUUCCUCUCGAGACAUCUCUCGAAGAGGAGCUUGAAGAGGGAGGCGAUGAGGCUCUUCAGAAGCUGCGCAAAAAGCAGCGUGAGCUCAUCGACUCUCUCCCCCUCGACCAAUACGAGGUCGACGGUGACGCCCCCGCAUGGGCAGAGGCAGAGCAGGCGGUCAAGGACGGGAAGUCUGGCGUCGUGAGCGUUAAAUCGAGCAAAGCGAAACGCAAGGCCGGGCCAACAGCAGCGGAUGUGUACGAGGAGGCAUUCGGAGAGAAGACCCACAAGAAGGCUAAGAAGCACAAGAAGGAUAGGAGCUGA